Molecule: messenger RNA, 225 nt
Organism: Sparassis crispa
Lineage: Eukaryota; Fungi; Basidiomycota; Agaricomycetes; Polyporales; Sparassidaceae
Exons: 1
Coding region: 1-225 (74 amino acids)
Source: RefSeq, a predicted model, not a curated record
AUGGCGGUGGGCCCAUCGCUCAGAACACUACCUAUGGUGGUCGGCCGAUGGCUGUAUAAUAGCCCCAGUGGCGGUGGGCCCAUCACCCAGAAAUAUACCUAUGGCGGUGGGCCCAUCGCUCAGAACACUACCUAUGGCGGUGGGCCCAUCGCUCAGAACACUACCUAUGGCGGUGGGCCCAUCGCUCAGAACACUACCUAUGGCGGUCAGCCGAUGGCUGUAUAA